CUUAAAUGCGGCUUUUUCAUUAUGUAGGUGAUGAUUUGUGCAAGUAUAUGAAUACCUCUAGUUUUUUAUGUGCUGAUUUUUAUCCUACAACACGUGGCUUCAAUACUGUAAUAUUCCAUCGUAUUGUCUUACUGUUGAUUUGUGCUGAUGUCAUUUUAUUUCAUACAGCUCUAGACUAUUAUAUUAACCAAAUAAUCCUUUGGGACUUGUGUUUUCCUUUUUUAGCAUUUAAUUCAUGGCUCAAGAGACUCAACAGAAUGAACCUCGUGGAUCCAUUAGCUUGCGAAAUUCCCAAUUGCAAUAUCCUAACUCACUAGCAAUCGCUAACAAUUGUUCAUCUUCUAGUGAAAUUCAUACCGCACACCAGAUAUCCAGUUCCUCUGUUAAAUUGCAUACAGUGACACCCGUUUGUACACUGACUAACAAUAACCAACCAAUUCAGUAUAUUGGGUCGGAGGCCAGGACUGUAUGCGUCCCUGUUUGUAGUUCUCAUUCAUUAUAUCCCCACUCGGUUGUACAUCGUGCAUCUCCAAAUUCAAAUGUUGGAUAUAACUCUGGAUCUAUGACUCAUGCUCAUUGCAGCACUUCAAGUAGUCAGCCGGAUAUGCUUGAGACAUUGCUGUCCAGGAAUGUAUAUAAUGCACAAGUACACCCUCCAAAUCACUCUCCACGUCUCCUCGGUUCGUCGAUAGUUGUAACUAACGUACCAAACCAAAAUCCUUCCGUCAUGAGUGGACCAGCAAACAUUCGUAAUACUGCUCCUGCCUCGAGUAGUCACCAAGUUGGUCAGACCUAUACGGCUACAACAAGUGCCCCGUCCGUCGUAGCAACAGACCCAGAAAAACGUCAGCUUAUUCAACAGCAGCUGAUUCUCUUGCUGCAUGCUCGACGCUGCCAACGCCAAGAAGACGAAAGCAAUGGAAGGAUAGUACAGUGUAAUACACCACACUGUAACACGAUGCGUGGAGUUUUGCAACAUAUGACAUCCUGUACACAAGGCAAGAACUGCCAGACCCCGCACUGUGCUUCCUCUCGUCAAAUAAUUUCACACUGGAAGAACUGCAAUAACCGAGAAUGUCCAGUGUGUGAACCUCUAAAGCAAAACCAGCAUUACCAACGCAAUCAAAUGGUACGCCCUCAAAAUGCAGUUCAAGUGCACACGGCUCCUAACCGAGUUCCUGAAGUGAAUGGUGUAGACUCCAGUCCUCACUCGUGUGCUUCACUUCAACCACCUAGUCAGAAUUUUCGUGUUACAUCCAUUGGAAGUGUUCCUAACAAUCCAAGUGUUGUUCGAGCACCAGCUGCAGUCGUCCCUAGUACUCAAAUUUCAGACACAUCAGGCUUAAAUGGGGUCAGUAGUCAUACUACUUCAAACUGUACACCUAUGGAGCAGAAUGAUUGGCGAAAAGGUGUAGAUAUAUCCCAACGGAAUCAUGUCGUGCGAAGGAUUGUGCGGUUCAUUUUCCCAUUUCCGGAUCCUGCUGCUUACUCAGACCCAAGAAUGCGAAAUUUGAUUGAAUAUGCGCGUAAGGUUGAACGCGAAAUGUAUGUAACUGCAACGGAUAUCGAUCAUUAUUUUCAUUUGCUUGCUCAGAAAUGUUACAAAAUACACCGUGAAUUGGAAGAAAAGCGGAAAAGUCGCCAACUUGUAAUGGAUAAUUCAGCUGGAGGUUCUCAGUCUGCAGUAACCUCUUCAUCUGCUGUCAACUCUUCCCCACAACUUAACCAAAGUUUAUCCACAUUAUCUAGUCAGUUAGCUUCACCUUCCAGUUUUGUUUCAUCAACACCGUGUUCGACCAGCAGGUUUCCAAACCCAAGUAUUGCGAACGGUAAUUACAAUUCUUCAUCAACUGAGAGCUACGAAAUAAAUUCCUUUGCUACUCAAGAUUCGGGUAGUUCAGAAACUGAUAUGUCGAGGUUUGAACAUUAUCUGCAAAAUGCGUGCAAUCGUCAUCGCUUUAAAUCAGACUCAAACACUGUGGGGUCUUCUGAGUCUCCUGCUGUGUCUUCAUCAGUGACUAACAUAAAGACUACUCCGCAACCUGUGAAGCCAACAGAAGAUGUUAAAGCUUCCAGCACUCCAGUGGUAUCUGCGUCGGGGGACUGCAAACCUGAUAAGAGCAAAAUAAUUAAGACUGAAGCUAAAUCAGAAGAUGCACCCUCUAAUGAACCCUCGAUUAAUAAUGAUUCGUUCUCUGUUGACUCAACUUCAACACUUAAUUCAAGCAGUGUUCCGAUCAGUUCAAGCAUGUUAUCCGUCAAACCAGACGAAAGCAAGUGGAAGAAGUGGUCUAGGGAGGAGUUGUUACGUCACUUUUUACAAUUGCAUGAGGAAGUUUACAACGAUAAGUAUGCGGAACCAUUCCGUGCUCCAGUCGAUCCAGUGAUGCUCCACAUACCAGAUUAUUUUCAGGUUAUUAAGGAGCCCAUGGAUUUAACUACCAUCCGAAAUAACUUGGAGGAUGGUAAAUAUACAGAUCCUUGGCAAGUUGUAGAUCACUUUCGAUUGAUGUUUAACAAUGCGUGGUUAUAUAACAAGAAGACCUCUAAAGUCUACAAGAUGUGUACUAAGCUAGCAGAACUUUUUCAAAGUCGGAUAGACCAAGUGAUGCAGGCUAUGGGGUUUUGUUGCGGUCAGGAUUACGAAUAUCAACCCCAAGGUUUAUACUGCUCUUCUCCAAACCUGUGUACAAUAAAUCGAGAUGCAACUUAUUUUGUUUAUCUUAACAAUGACAAACAAAUUGGUCUUGUUUGCGAUAAGUACUACCAAUGUGAAAAGUGCUUCAGUGAGGCUGGAGAUGUAAUUAUUUUGGCAGAUGAACCGAAUCAGUCUAUUCCAAUCAAAAGGGAACUGUUUGAAAAGCGCAAAAAUAAUGUGAAGGAGAAGGAGGAGUUUGUCAUCUGUGUGGAGUGUGGUAGGAAGUGGCACAAGGUUUGCGCCUUACACAUGAAUGAAAUAUGGCCAAGCGGCUUCGUUUGUCCUGGUUGUUUGCGGGAGCGUGGUAUGAAGAGAAAAGAAAACCGGUUUACUGCCAAAAAGCUACCUGUUACACGCUUAAGCAAUUUUCUAGAGAAACGUGUUAAUGACUUCCUGAAAAAGAAAGAAGUUGGCACAGGCGAGGUCACCAUCCGUGUGUUGGCAAGUUCUGACAAAGUUGUAGAAGUUAAGCCAUUAAUGCGUGCACGAUUCACAGAAAGUGGAGAACUUUCUGAGUCAUUCCCUUAUCGUCUAAAGGCUGUUUUCGCUUUUCAGGAAAUUGAUGGGCAAGAUGUUUGUUUCUUCGGCUUGUACGUGCAAGAGUAUGGAUCAGAAAGUCCACAGCCUAAUCGCAGAAGAGUUUAUGUUGCAUACCUCGAUUCAGUUUUCUUUUUUCGACCAAAACAGUAUAGAACAGAUGUGUAUCACGAAAUUCUUGUCGGUUAUCUCUUGUACGCUAAGAGAUGUGGAUAUGCUAUGGCACACAUAUGGGCCUGUCCACCUGGCGAAGGAGAUGAUUACAUAUUUCACAUGCAUCCUGCUGAACAGAAAAUUCCCAAAGCCAAACGUCUUCAGGAAUGGUAUCGUCGAAUGCUUCAAAAAGCUAUCAUAGAAGGAAUUGUAGUGGACUAUAAAAAUAUCCUCAAGGAUGCCCUAGAUCAUCAGCUUGUUUCGCCUACAGAAAUCCCUUAUUUUGAAGGUGAUUUCUGGCCGAACACACUUGAAGACAUUUUAAAGGAGCUUGAGGAAGAGGAGGCUCGUCGACGCCGUGAAGAAGCCAUGGCUCAAGUGGAGGCUGAAGAUGAUGAGGCGGAUUGUUCCAGUUCUACCAACGAGGGGCUGUCUGGGGACCCAGAUAAGCGUAGUGGUAAGAAAAAGGCGAAGAAACGUAAAGGUAAUAAAAAAGGCAAUACAUCCACUGCAAGUAAGCGAAAACGUUUGGAUGGACCUAUUGAUGGCGCUGAAGAGCUUUCACGCAAGGUUUACGAUACUAUGGAGAAGUUAAAGGAAAUAUUUUUUGUCAUCCGUCUUCAUCGACACAAUUCAGCUGCUUCGCUUCCACCCACUACUGAUCCAGACCAACCUGUACAUAGUGAAUUAAUGGACAGUCGGGAUGCGUUUCUACAGAUGGCCCGCGAAAGACAUUUGGAAUUUUCAUCCUUGCGUCGUGCUAAGUACUCUUCAAUGGUUCUCCUUUAUGAAUUGCAUAUGGAAUUGCGACAGAGCUUUAUGUAUAACUGUAACGUUUGUGGUGCCCAAAUCGAAACCCGAUGGCAUUGUAACGAUUGUGAGGAAUAUGAUUUAUGUUCCCGUUGUUAUAAGACAGAAAACCAUCCUCACCCAAUGGUUCAGUAUGGUCUUGGUAUCGACGAAGAUUCGAGUACAAAUGAAGAAUCAGGUGACAGGCCUAGUGGUGCUGGUACAAUUCCUGAUCGUCGAAGCAGUGUCGAAGGAUGUAUCAGGUCAUUGCUGCAUGCCUGUCAAUGUAGAGAUGCGAAUUGUCGUAUGCAAACAUGUGCUCAGAUGAAACGGGUUUUAUGUCACACUCGAAACUGCACGAAGAAAGCAACAAACAGUUGUUUGCUUUGUCGCCAGUUAUUGUCCUUGCUAUGGCAUCAUGCCCGGUGUUGUGAAGAGUCUAAAUGCCCAGUUCCUUUCUGUUCCAACAUAAAGUACAGGGUGAAACAGAAACAAUUACAACAGCGGUUGCAGCAAAAUAAGCUGCUCAGACGUCGUAUUUCCACCAUGCAUCGAGGAGCAUUACCGGCCAGCGAGGCACAACCUUUAACUCAAAGUUGCCCUACCUCCACAGUAGCAUCCACUGCUUCUGGUUCUUUGAAUCCAGGUAUUGUUAGCUCAGUGCAUCAAACUCAAUCUCCCAACCAACCAUCACUAACGCCCAAUUCACUAAGGAAUGCACAGUUACCCAAUCCUACCACAAAUUCAGCGGAAAAAGGCGGUAACGCCACUUCAAUAGGUUUCCAAUCUCAAAAUUCUCAGGUACAACAGGGUUCUGUGUUGCUUUCUGUUGGAAAUUCCCAGUAUUCAAAUCCACCUAGGACUGCGGUUCCAACUGUCGUUUCUCAGGCCAGUCAGGGUUCAACCCAACGACCACCUACCGUUUGUUCCUCUGUGAUGCCUUCCGGAGGUCGUGUCAUUAUGCAACCACCAAUAAUUACAGGUCCGGCUCAACGUACGAAUCCUCCUGUCACUGCAUCUGUCACCUCAGGUUGGCGAGUUCGCCCAGUUAUAACUGCAACUGCGUCCCAAAGUACUAUGCUUUCAUCACCUAAUCAGCAAGUUCACUCGCAGAUACAGUCGCCUUCAGCAGUGUCAGUUCAUUCAACCGUUUCAAUCCCCAAUCCUGUAAACAGUCAGAAACCAUCAAUAACCAAUAAACCGACACAAAAUGAAAUUGACCAUGUUAGUCAAGUAAUCAGCUUAAUAAAGGCUACUGGGACUUCAAGCGACGAACAAAAUCGUCGGUUUAUUGCUUGGAUCAAACGUCAUCCCGAGUUUCAUGCCGCCUUUUUUGCCUUACACUCUCAACAUAAGCAGCAGGCUGAGUUACGUGCCCAAACAAGUCAAAGGCGUAUGACCACUUCUAGUACGAUGCCUGGCAGUUCAUCACUAUCUACAAGUUUCCCAACUUCGGUUUCAGCUGUAGUAACCUCCUCAAUAUCUGAUGCUUCCCAGUCUCUCUUGGGUUCUAGUAGUAUUACAGGCAACGUUGUUAUAGUCCCAUCUUCAGUUUCUGCGAGUUCAAAUUUGCAAAGUCCAGGAUUGAGUAGGACACAAACUCAAAAUAUGAACAGUCUUCCUAUGUCAUCUAUGCCUGUUGUAUCUGCUUCAGCAUCAUUGGGUUCAACACCUACUGUUGUGCACCAACCAGUUCAGUGGAUUUCUAUCCAGUCACCGAUCACUACAAAUCAUCAUCAACCUUUGAUUACAGGAUGUACAGCGCAGCCUAUUCAGGCCGUACCCAAUAGCACAACUCUUCGUUUUCGAGCGGUUCCUGGUACUGCGACGUUAGUUCAAUCACAACCACAGCAAGUACAACAUUUUUACAACACAUCGCAGCUUGGCCCAGACCCUACUUUUAGCAGUAAUGAAUCUGGGUCUAGUAUGUUUGUUUCAGCCACUGGUUCUAAUAUAUUGUCUGUGGGUAAUCAGCAAUCCCAAGUGCUUAGUGCGGUUCCUCAACGCAUAACUCCAGCUUCAGUUUCCAAUAUGACUACUAUGGGUCGUCAGGCGUCUACGCCACAGGCAGCUAUUGUACACUUUAGAUCACAACAACAUCAGUCACUUAGUGGAACUGUAAAUCCUAUGCAACCUCAUAUAAUACUUACGAAUACUACGGCCCCUGCAACGGGUCCUGCUCAUCUCUCCCAUCAGUCACAACCACAGUUGGUUUCUGCUGCCUCAAAUGGUCGUCAGGUUGUCGCAUUGAUGACUCAUCAGAAUAUUCCCCACACAAAUGUUUCUGAUCCAGGAGUGUCUUUGCGUGACUCUGGUUCUAAUAAUUCUAAUAACAAUCUUGGAAAUGGC
Trichobilharzia regenti is the source of this 6526-nucleotide messenger RNA. The record is from the annotation of a GenBank genome assembly. Lineage: Eukaryota; Metazoa; Platyhelminthes; Trematoda; Strigeidida; Schistosomatidae.